Podarcis raffonei (Aeolian wall lizard) is the source of this 1329-nucleotide messenger RNA. It is a transcript of the gene ZG16, whose product is annotated as zymogen granule protein 16. The transcript has 4 exons. Lineage: Eukaryota; Metazoa; Chordata; Lepidosauria; Squamata; Lacertidae. The record is from RefSeq and is a predicted model, not a curated record. The coding region runs from base 528 to 1037 and encodes 169 amino acids.
AAGAAGGAACUGAACACAUGAGUUCUAUCAGCACCUUUUUUCGGUUUUUCAAGCACCAGAUAUUUCAAAUAAAAACCAAUGAUUGUGCCAUUUAAAUAUUCUUCGUUUAAGUGCUGAAGAUCUUCACUGGCCACACAGCUGCAGCAAUUUGAAGAUUUGGUGGGAGAUCAAAGUUACCUCCAUUUUCCAAAGGCAGCCAGGAUACAUCAGGGUUGGACAAUGCUGUUUCCCUUUCACCUUUGGGACUCCAGGAUUCCCCAUAUCCCACACUAGGCCCCCGCACAGCAGGUGGCUGCCGUGGGCCAUUAAAGGGUGGGCCCGUUUGUUUGGGUCCCUCCCAGGAAAAUGCCAAUUGAAGUGUUUUAUAAUAGAUGGAUGGUGUUUGCCCAGCAGGCAGGUUCCCAAGAUAAGGUGGCGCCAUAUCGUACUUCACGGACAGUAUAAAACAUGAAGCAUCCCUUUGGCCAAUUCUGCAGAACUCAGGCACAGAGCACCCAGCCCACCCAAGGACUGCGCAGGCUGCAAGGAUGUUUUGGUUCACGCUCCUUGCAUUGCUCUGUUGCGGCAUCACCAUCAACACAGCUCAGCCACGUUCUUCUUCCUAUUCUGGCGAGUACGGCGGAGGUGGCGGGAAACGCUUCUCCCAUUCUGGGAACCAGCUGGAUGGGCCCAUAACUGCCAUUAGGAUCCGGACGAACCGGUGGUACAUCGUGGGUCUCCAGGUCCGUUACGGCAAGGAGUGGAGCAACUACGUGGGGGGUUCUUCUGGCGACCUGGAGGAAAUCUUCCUGCACCCCGGCGAGUCCAUCAUCCAAGUCUCCGGGAAAUACAAAAGCUACGUCCGCAAACUUGUGUUCGUCACCGACAAGGGGCGCUACUUCCCUUUUGGGAAGGACACAGGCACCAGCUUCAACGCAGCUCCUCUCUUCCCAAACACCGUCCUGCGUUACUUCAGUGGCAGCUCUGGUUCAGUCAUUGACGCCAUCGGUUUCCACUGGGACUACUACCCCAGUGACUGCCCCUCCUGUGGAAAGUGAAGGAGCACAGCAGGGAGAGACCAGCUGAUCAAUGGGGCAGGGAGCAGGGACAGCUCAGGGCCCAUGUCUUUCCACCCAAAUCUCGGGGAUUUCCUUUCCCCUUACCGACUGAUUAUUCGUGAGGCAAAUAAUUUUCCAGCACAUUUUCUGUCACCUCUUUUGUUAACUCUGUUGAACCAACGCCUACCUCAGCCCUGCCCCGUGUUUUCAGAGCUUCCUCUCCUGUCAAACAGCUAGCGCAGCACUGCUGUCGAUCAGCAUCGAGCAAUAAAAAAGCAAAUUUGCAAAAAGG